UCUUUAAUCACAUACCGUGUUACGUUUAACUUGUAACGGUGAUACGCAAAAAUCGACAGAGCGACUUCUACUUGCUUUUGGGAAUAUUUUUUAUGCAGAAAUAGAUGUAAUAAGCGGAUUAGGAUAUACUACUCGUAUUUCGAUGCUUGAAGAUUUCGAUUCGAGGAUUAAUUGCUUGAUCAGUGCGCUAAGAUUUUGUCUACUGUUUUAUUAAAGUAAUAAUCAAGCUUAGUGAAUACUUGCGAUUAUUAAUGCACUGAAAGGCGCCAGGGAUUUAACAAGUGUUCAUUGUGGACCGCGUUUAGUUAAAUAGAAUUAUUUUCGAUUUUGGAAGAAGCCUAAGUCAUAUAUUGUUAUUUUUUCAAAACGCUCUUUGUUUUGUGCUACAUUAAAGUUCAACUGCGGAGGAAGCAAAAUCAAGGGAAUAUAACGGAGCUUUACAUCAUCGGAAAUAAAGUUGUUAUUUUCUAUGAACGGAUUUCAUAGUCGCGUUAUUAAAAUUAUUUAUAGUGACUUUUGUGUGACGUGACUGAAUUUAAAGCAAUCACAACCUGUUUAUAUAGACUGUAAGACAUUUUUUCAAACUUUAAAAUACAAUGUCAAAAACAUUUAUAUAUAUAAGUGCUCUAUAACUUAUCCAUAUAUAAUUGUAUAGUUUUCUAAAAUCAAUUUUAAAACAUACCAGUGAUGGCGGGGUUACGGAUUACGUUUUUGUUUACGUUAACGUCGUUUGGAUUUUUGACGUCGGCGUCGGCACAGGACCCAAUACACGGUGCCGGUGGGUAUCCAUUAUGCAAGACGACCGGCCCCCUUGGCAUGAUCACGGGGGAGAUCCAGGACUGGCAGAUCACCGCCUCUUCCGCCUACCCGUACGAGUGGGACCCGAACUGCCGCGAGAAGUACGCCCGCGUGUACCUGAAGAACAAAUACGGAUGGUGCGCCAAGUACAAGUCCUCCUCCGAGUGGCUCCAGGUUGACCUUGGCGUCGCCUCAAGGGUCACAAGCGUGAUGACGCAGGGUCGCGCGGACGGUAACGAAUGGGUGACGUCAUUCAUGGUGUCUCACAGCAUGAACGCUUACAACUGGUUCUACGUGCAGGAUCAAUACGGCAACCAAAAGGUAUUCGAGGGCAACACUGACUCGUACACCGUGAAGCACUCCUAUCUAGAUCAGCCAAUCGUUGCUAGAUUCAUCCGAUUCCACGUCGUGAAUUGGAACAGACACCCGAGCAUGCGUGUUGAGGUCAUUGGGUGCCAGCUGUGUAAAGAGCCGCUAGGCCUACCCCCGUACGCCAAGCUGACUGCCUCCACCCACAAGAAGAGCGCCCAAUCAUGCCAGCCCGAGGAUGGCACCAUCCUCAGUCAUAAGGGCUGGUGCGCCAAGAAGUCCAAAGAGGCACAGUGGCUUCAGAUCGACAUCGGACCACCCGCCCUCAUUUCGGCCAUCAAAACAAAGGGCCGAGGGGACUCGAAUAAGGAACACUUUGUCAAGCGCUUCAUGGUAUCCUACAGCAACGACAGUGUAGUCUGGCACAAAUACAAAGACGCGCAUCAUCUUGACCCCAAGAACAAAUGGUUGUGGACUCCGACUUAUAAUGCGUCAGCAUCUCAAUUAAUUCCCGACCAGUAUACAGAUGAGGGACUGAUUUUCGGCGGAAAUAGCGACAAAGACACUGAGCGAACGCAUUAUUUGAAUUCGCCCUUCGUGGCUCGCUAUGUCCGUAUCUUCCCUGUUGAAUGGAACAAAAAGAUUGCCAUGAGGGCGGGACUUCUAGGCUGUCCGCACACGGGUGAAUGUCCGUCCGGUUUUAUGAGAGUCAACGAAGAAUCACCAUGUGUCGAAAACCUUGCGUUUAAGAAGCGGGCGCUUAUCAGCACGAGCUCGCGACACAACAAACGUCAUAUCUCGCAACCACACGUUACACAGGACCGCGCGGAGCAAGCGGUAGACGGUCGUCUGGAGCAGCGUUUGGGUUUCUGCACCAUCCUUGACAACCUGUAUGGCGACGUGUUCACCAUCGACAUGGGCCGGAAGCAAAAGGUGUCAGGGGUUCUCAUCUACACGUGGCAAGGCGAGGGUCAAGAAGGUGCAAGCGCCUACAGAGACUACAUGAACAACCUCGACAAGCUUCUUGUCUAUGUGGACGACAGUGGCGGGAAAGACCAGCCCACCGACCCCAACUCCACCUCCCAGUUGUGCGCAUACACUUCGCGCAUGAACGACGCCCUCUUCCGGCCAGUACUUCAUUUUCAGUGCAUGCGACCGUUGGUCGGCAGGAAAGUGUUAAUCGAGGCGUGGAACGUGGAAAAUAGCUUCAACCGAAUUUUUAGUGCGGUACUUUGCGAAGUGCAAGUUUACGAAUAACUGCGUAAACAACUGACUGUUUCUGACUUUAUAGAGAAAGUAAUGUACAUAAUGUUAAGUUCGGGGUUAAACGUAUAUAAUUUAACUGUGAUCCUUUUAUUUAACCGCUAAUAUUGUUCGUUGAUUAGGAAAAGUAAUUUGAAAUGUACUAAGGAUUUGAAAAUCUUUUUCUUUUCAAAAUUAUUUAAAAGUAGAACAACGAAUUCGAUCAAUUAAAAACCUUGUUAAAAGUUGAAGGAAUUGGUACAAUCGUAACUAUUUAAUGUAUCAGGGUAAUUUGGCCGCGUUAUAACAUAAACAAAUCACAUAGUUAUACAUCCAUUCGUUUUAUGACACAAUAAUCAAAGUAUAUCCAAAAUAGUAUUGCAUGUGUUCAUAGAAACGACUUUUUAGUCAGACAGAAAAUCUGAACCGUGUUUUUGUACAUACAAGACUUUAAAUUGAUGGCCAGAUACCUUGUAUAAUAGAACACAGUUAUAAUUAUUUUUAUUUAAAAUAUCAGAUAUUAUAACGGAUACGAAAACUGCCCAACGGAUUCCUUUUGAUUCGGGUCACAUUUGUUUUUGUGGCGGGACGUUGUAUGCUUGUGCCAAAAAUAGAUAUUACGUGAAACUUUUAGUGAGUGGCGUGUUAGGCAGGAAGUGACUUAAAGACAUGAGCGUACCGUGGCGGACUUCGCUGACAUUAAGCGUACUGUGAAUUUCGAGGAAGUGCUUGUUCUCUCGGAAUCUCUCGAAAAUCACAAUUUAAAAGACCUUACCACGCGCAAUAAGUAAACAAAGGAAUGUGGGUCAAAUAAAUUCACGGAGCUUGUACUAGUGAUCAUAUACGGACUACGACAUCGUUAAGCUAAAGAUGGAGGUGGGGCUAUGACCUUUAACAUUUGACGUACAUUGCGUUGCUGGUUGACAACGCUUCAAGGGCAUAUAACGUGUUGCACAGGUCACUGUACCCGUGCUGAGGUGGAGAGUAGUAGAACUGUGUACAUACAUGUACGAGACUGGCUACUUAUAAGCCUAUUGUGGAGAUUAUCUUUUCGAUUUUAGAUUCUAAUCCAUCUACGCGUGCGUAGAUAUGCGUCGAUGGUGUAUACUGUUGUUCAAAGUUAUUGUGUCAUACAUUUUAGAACAGUGCCAUUUGCGAAUUCAUUUGUGUAUUCGAGCAUGUUCUUAACAUUUUCAAUUUUCAAAAAUAUUUUAAAUGAUUUUUUGUUUUUCUUUAACUUUUGACAUGGAAAACAAAUUCACAAAAUAUAUAAUUAAGCAAACGUACUGUUGUAAAAUGAAAUGGCGCAUAGUUUUGUAUUUCAUGUUUGUUUUAUUAUGUGCAACUGUAGCGUGUUAUUUAAUACCCAAACAUCGAACAAAGUAACACAAAUCUGCUUCUUUACUAUAACUGUAAUGUCUGCUGACGUGUUUCAGUUGGGUUUUUCCUUAUCAUUCAAUACUUCAGGAAUUAAAUGAAUCAAAAUUAUCACUAUUAUAUAUCGUGUUCUCACAGUAAACUCUGCUAGUCCAAACAUAGUAGGUUUUCUUAUAUAAUUUAUCUCUGUCUAUUUAAUACGAAUGUCUUCCGAACCUUACAUUUUUAAAUACAAAUUCAGCUCUAAUUAAUGACCAUGGAAUACGCACGUAUUUCAGUACACAUGGUUGUUAAUUUUUUGAUAGCGAACCUCAUUUUCUUGCCUUGGAAAUAUUUUGCGUGCGUUUUUUAGUCACUAAUUACAAGGCAACAUAUCUGAUUCUUAUUAUUUACAUUUUUAAAUACAAAUUCAGCUCUCAUUAAUGACCAUGGAAUACGCACGUAUUUCAGUACACAUGGUUGUUAAUUUUUUGAUAGCGAACCUCAUUUUCUUGCCUUGGAAAUAUUUUGUGUGCGUUUUUUAGUCACUAAUUACAAGGCAACAUAUCUGAUUCUUAUUAUUUAGCCCAGACUUAUUACCUUGGUCAGACAAACCUUUCCGGUACUAGGUAAUCAACGAAUUGCAUUGAACGAGGAAUUCUUUGAGUGUGAUAAAUAUCGUCUUUAACAGCUUAUUUUUCAUAUUCGUUUAAUACUGAAUUCAGAUACGGGUUGUGAUAAAAUUGUAGAUAUGAAUAAAAUUGGACUUAAAAAGAAGAUUUUUUCGAUGGUAACACUGAAAUUCCAAUGGGAAGAUAACCUGUUGAAAACAACCUUUAUAUUAUUUAUUUAAUGUACUAAAAGGUUAAUUUCUAUAUACAACGCACCGAAAAGUAGAUUUAUUCUAAGGCAUUCUUCACCUAUAUCAAGAAGAUCGGAUCUCAGUAACGGUUCAUUUCGUUAGUAGCCGGUCAUUUGUAGUCAUUGCAUAUGAGUCUCGCCCUGCGAAAACGGGUCUUCAUGCAUUGUCGUAAAGUGUCGUCCAAGAUUUAUAGCUGACACUUUCCGCAUGUUUUGUAUUUUUCGUCGAAAGGAAGUCUCUUCUUAUCAAAAUCCAGUCAAAGCUGAAACUGUCGUCCCCUAUAAUCAUGUGCUGCAUGCACAGGUUAAUCUUUGGACGAAAUUGUACUAACAUGCAUUUAGACCCGUUUUCCCAAAACGAGGCUCAUUUUUGUGUGUAAAUAAUGGCAUCCAUGACAAGUACUUGAGACUGUUCUCUGUGUAUUCUUAAACUAAAGUCACGUGACCUCCAUGAUAAUGUACGGUCAAGAAACUGUUCUUUACAAAUGCAUUGUCUUACUUUGACUAAAAUAUUAAUAAAUCAAAGGUAUCUCGUUUUUUAAUGUUUAUUACCGAUUAUACUGUUCAUAAUAUAGACCCGAAUGCACUUUGCUUCAAGAUUGCUUAUCUUUAUCUUCGUUGUCCGUAGCAUCGAUACAGAUGUCCGACAUCAUCUCCUUAUUGUCCGACAUUUUAUGUUCCAUGUCCGACAAUGCCUUUUUGGUAACUCUUUGUUCUGUCUAUUCUGUGCCUGAGAUGUAACUCUUAUCAAAAAUACCAUUUUACUUAACUGUUUUACAUUUGUGUACCAAAAUGAAAAUGAGUGUUUUAUUUGAGCGUUUUAGCGAACAGAUAAUAUACUUCAAUGAAGUAUUUGUUUUAUAUGUUAAAUGAAAUAAAGCAAGAAAAAAAAAACUUGCAAGUUUGUAUUGCAAACUUAUUCAAUUAGAAUCACACAUCUGUGUUGUAUAUUCUGCAUGAAAAAAACAACGCUUUUAUGAUCCAUUUUUUUGUAAACAAGUCUAAUGCGCAUGCGCAUACCGUUCUUUAAAUGACGAAUACAGAUUUGUAAUUUUUACUUAUUUUGUGGUUACAAAGUACCAGUUUUAAUUGUUUUACUGUUAGAUAUAUAUUGUUAAACCAGAAUUGCGUUACACACAUUCUAAACAUGUAUGUAAGCCGUAAAGAAAUUGAAUAUCAACUGUUUAGUUUCGAAAUUGUAUGUCAGUAUUUUAUUUGAAAAUGUUGGUUAUAAAUAUAUUUAUAUAAUGUGUAUGUGGAUGUUGUCAUUUUUUAUUAUUUUAGAAAGUGAAGUUUUGUUAGUUAAUACCUCUUUUUGUUUUGUUUCAUUUUGGAAAGCAAUAGUACGAGUAAUUAUGGCGGCCGGUUUAUUGUAUUGGGUAAGAGCAGCUAGAUUAAGAGCAUAUCGAUAUUUUUUCAAAUGCAGCUCUUAGAAACUAUAAUAAACGUUAAAUAACACAUAUCAGUGCUAUACAUUUUAACUCAAACAAGAAAACGUAACCAUCAUGGUUGAAUGUCGUUCAGUUGAAACUGCAGGAAACAAAAACAAUUGCAAAAUCAAACCAAUUUGUGACAUUUGGCUUUUAGACAUGUAUGCUAAUUUGGUUCAUUGGUAUAACAUAUUAUAUAGAAUAUUGUUAUAUUUUUGUAAACAUUAAAUUAUAAAACUUUGUUAUACGUA
This is a messenger RNA of Dreissena polymorpha, 6247 nucleotides long. Its product is annotated as lactadherin-like. The transcript has 11 exons. The coding region runs from base 688 to 2364 and encodes 558 amino acids. Lineage: Eukaryota; Metazoa; Mollusca; Bivalvia; Myida; Dreissenidae. The record is from RefSeq and is a predicted model, not a curated record.